AUGGCUGCUGGCAGUCAAGAAGGGAGGAUUGGUAAUGGCAGUCUUGAAAGCACCGACAGGAGUUUCCAGGGUGCAUAUAACUUAAAAGAAGGAUAUGUUGGUCAUGGGAUGACAGAGAGAGUGGCUUAUCAUUUUGGCAAGUUGCAGAAAAUGUUGGCUGACAUUUCAUAUGAGGAUCGACUCCAUCUCACAAGCAUAGACCUUACCAGUCACAAUGCUAUCAAUGAGGAUAAGAAGGAUGAGAUAUCCAGACAGCUGUGUAAACUAUGGUCUGGCACUGGUGAAAUCCCUCAGAAGGCUGCCACCAUGCUACCACCAAUGUGUCACCACAAAUGUGAAACAUAA
This is a messenger RNA of Guyanagaster necrorhizus, 345 nucleotides long. RefSeq lists its product as uncharacterized. Bases 1 to 345 code for a protein of 114 amino acids. The transcript has 4 exons. The record is from RefSeq and is a predicted model, not a curated record. NCBI's taxonomy places the organism in Eukaryota, Fungi, Basidiomycota, Agaricomycetes, Agaricales, Physalacriaceae.